CGGAACCGUCAAGCUAUUCUAGCAACGUUCCCGCAGCAAUAAUGCGGCUGUAUCCGUAUACGCCGGGCCAGUAUGCAUUUUUCCGCUCCGAGUUUCGCAGCUUCCCAACUGGGUACCGAACUACCGAUCGCUCGGGAAUGAGUUCGAGGUGGCGGACGAAUCGUUGAUAACAGAACCCCACGUGGCCGCGAAACGAGAAGGUCGCUGCUCCAGCGUAGCAGUAUAUGCGGAGAAUGGGGCGUUCUACCAGAGCAACGGAACCAGGAUGGAACAGUUAAAGAUGAAAUAUAUAAUGCGUUGCAUCCGGAUUCUUUCCGCCCUAUCUACGUCCGUCAGCCCUUAGAAGUUUGCCCUACUAUCACCAUCCUCUCAGCCUCCGGAAUGGCAAGAUUGGGUCUGCUCAGCCUGGCUGCGGCCAUCUCGAUCCAGACAGCUCUGGCCAGCAAAUGCCGCCCGUCUAAGCCGGUACUCUCUUGCUCUGCGGGCGCACAGCCGGAAUUGGUCAACUCAUGCGAGGUCGAGACCUUCGGCGGCCUGGUGCUUUCCACCCAAUUCUGGGACACAUACACGGGGCUCGGGUCCGCGGGGCAGCUGCUCCCGGAGAAGUCAUUCACGCUGCAUGGUCUGUGGCCCGACUUCUGCAACGGCUCGUGGACGCAGUACUGCGACCUCAACCGGCAGUACGACCCGCACCCGUCGCCCAACACGACGACCGGCACGCCCGCCGGCACGCCCGUGCCGCCCUACAGCGGCCCGACGGUCGACACCUUCCUCGCGGCGCUCGGCCGCCCGGGCCGCACGCUGCUCGCGUGGAUGAACAAGUUCUGGAUCGCGCAGAACCAGCCCAACAGCGAGCUCUGGGCGCACGAGUUCUCGAAGCACGCCACCUGCUUCAGCACCUUCGCGCCCGCGUGCUUCUCGGCCCAGGACCUCGCCCAGCACACCGACCUGCUGACGUACUACUCUGCCGCGGCCGACUACUUCACGCGGCUGCCGACCUACGACUGGCUGGCGGACAGGGCCAUCACGCCCAGCAACUCGACGGGCUACACGCUCGCCGACAUCCAGGCGGCGCUGGCCGCGCGGCAUGGAGGGGCGGUGCCCUACGUCGGCUGCUCCGGGCCGCGAUACAACGAGACGGCUGCCGGGAAGGGGUCGCUGGAUAAUGGCCGGACUGUGCUGAAUGAGGUGUGGUAUUAUUACCAUGUUUAUGACCCUGUGCAGGCGGGUAAGGGCAAGCCGGUCGGGGCGGAUAUCAAUGGUGGGAGUACGAGCAGCUGUGCGAAGGCGGAUAGGGCUGUUUGGUACUAUGAGCGAGCGGCCGGGUCGGAGAGGCGGGUGUGAGCGCGUAUUGCGAUAUACUACCUGUGAUGUAGAAUAGAAGAACGUUGUGCGGCGUGCCAUAGUACCGCGGGACAUGCCAUGGGCCCAUUUUCACAUGCGUACUUGGAGGAUAGAGGGGACCGCAGCUACUUGUUAUUGUUGUUGUUGUUGUUGUUGAAGUCGAGACUGUUGUUAUCUCCAUUUUUAGUUUCUUACUCUCCCGCUACCAUAGGACCAUACUACUACUCUGACG
This is a messenger RNA of Chaetomium strumarium, 1576 nucleotides long. RefSeq names its product ribonuclease T2 family protein. The coding region runs from base 382 to 1344 and encodes 320 amino acids. The record is from RefSeq and is a predicted model, not a curated record. Gene Ontology annotation, molecular function: RNA binding; ribonuclease T2 activity. Gene Ontology annotation, cellular component: extracellular region. Lineage: Eukaryota; Fungi; Ascomycota; Sordariomycetes; Sordariales; Chaetomiaceae. The transcript has a single exon. Gene Ontology annotation, biological process: RNA catabolic process.